Messenger RNA from Trametes versicolor FP-101664 SS1, 1460 nucleotides. RefSeq lists its product as uncharacterized. The coding region runs from base 276 to 1268 and encodes 330 amino acids. The record is from RefSeq and is a predicted model, not a curated record. NCBI's taxonomy places the organism in Eukaryota, Fungi, Basidiomycota, Agaricomycetes, Polyporales, Polyporaceae. The transcript has 16 exons.
CAGGCCCUCCCAUCCGGCGCCGAGUGUCUGUUCAGACUUCCUUAUCGUGCCUAGCGUCUGCGGGCAGUGGGUCCCCGGCCCUUUCGACCAGAAGGAAGAAGGCCUGGCCAGAGCUUCGGCACCGCAUCACAUCUCCGCCCGUCCCCAGACUAAUGGAUGCCAUGGGUUUACAGCCUGAGUGAAAAACAAAAGGAAGGCCGUGGGGGACGCAGCGGUCCCCACUCCACGUCCGCCCUUGCGCGUCUUCCUUCAUGACUGCUGCUUGAGUUUUCAGGAUGUCCUCACCCAUAGAGGUUCCGUUCGCUGAGUCGCUCGAGACUCUUCUGAUCCACGGAGAAGCAGUCCGCAUCAUAACCCUCGUCGGCUUCGUCGUCCUGCUCUAUGACUAUCUCCUCACGCUCACAGAUGAGGUCAACUUGAUAUGGAAUGCCAAGAAAGGCGUCGUCUCGACGAUCUUCCUUCUUAAUCGCUAUUGCAUUCCGGUCGUGCUGGCUUUGGAUAUAUAUGAAUCGUUUGGGAACGCGGCAGCUUCAAUAUUGUUUUGCAAGGUCUGGACGAUAGUGCAGAGCUAUGUAACGAUAUUCUCCUAUAUCUCUAUCCAUGCGAUAGUCGCGUGGCGCCUCUACGCAAUCCUUAGAGGCAAAGCCUGGGUCGCGUGGACGCUAUGGAUAGCAGGAUUUCUGAACUUCGCCAUCUCCGCGGGUAUCACCACCGCGUCGCUCAUUCCCACCAUCGCCAACCUCCGUCCCUUUCAUCACGCGUGCGUCGUAAGCGCGCCGCGAUACAUAUGGGCUAUUUGGCUUCCUAGUGUCUUCUUCGAAACUCUCCUUUUCGGCCUGACCAUCGUCGCUAUGGUCUAUCAAGGGCAGCGCCAUUCUUUGACUUCUCUCUCGCUUCUCCUUUAUCGCGAUGGAAUGUUGUACUUCGUCGCUGUGACAUUUUGUUCCCUCUUCUCCCUGAUGGUAUGGGCCCUCGCCGGCCCCGACCUCCUCGGCCUCGCUCGCAGCUUCACCCUCGCGAUGGUGAACGUCGCUGGGGCACGCCUCGUGCUGAACCUCAAGGCGUACGCGGCGUCGCGCAGCCCGGACGACGACCUCACGUGGGACCCGCCGCACUGGCCGCAGCCGAACGCCACGACCACGCCCGUCGGGAUCCGCUUCGCGUCAGACUCGGACUCGAUCGGUUCGGGGCAGCGCACAGAGGCGUUUGACCUGGAGAUGUACGCGAUCGAGCGCGAGUACCAGCAUAUCGGGACGCGGAUCCACUAGGGUGCGCGUUUCGCUUUUCGGCUGGCUUUUGGGUUUGGUCGCGUCGCGGGGUUUGGAUACCAAAGGUGCAGGAAGAUACCACUGGAGGAAGGGAAGGAUACCAGGUUAUUUGUACAAUACAGCACUGUAUCGCUAGCUUAUAGACCCCGCGCGGGGUCGUCUUCACCAUCGUUUUGAGCACUUGUGUUUGCA